CUCAAAUGUCUCGUAAACUGAUUUCAAACAACUCAACCAAGGAACGCAAUCUAAGCUGAGAAAGUCAAGAUGGUCUUUCAUAUCAUCGUCUAUUGUGUCUUGGUUUGUAUGUUUCUCCACCUGGCUUCCGUUAAAUGUUUAGUUCUACCUUAUGUCCACGUACCUCGCACUAGAUACAACGAUGAUGAUAAAGUACUGAAGCAGGAAGACCAAUUAAAACUUUACAGACUCCCAAUGUGUGACUUAGAGGUGCAGGCAUCUUUAUUUGCAGUGCAAGGUCUAGAAAACCAAAUUGAACUCGUUUUUCAUCAUGAUAAAAUGGGAGUUGAACGAUAUAGACCUCGCAUCAACAAAACAGCUUCAACGAGUCCUUUUAUAAAAUCAUGGCUCAAUCACAACACAACCCUGCAUUGUGCAUGGUGCACCCUGUACUCAACAUCCAAUCCUGCGGCGGGCUUCACUUGGUUUAAAGAUGGCCGGAAGAUCUUGGAAGGAGUACAUUCCACGCAUGACGGUAGCACCCUAACGCUGACACCGAAAACUGUGAGUGACUUCGGUUUGUAUUCGUGUAAGGCAACCAACUUCAAGGAAACUGCGUGGUAUCACAUCACCGUGGAACAACUUUAUUGACCAGGCCCUCCUAAGGUACAUAAAAUUUCGCGGAACAUGUUGGAAUUAAACGUCACCUGGAACAAAUCGAUUGCAAAUGGAGGCAGUGACAUACUGGACUUCAUGAUAACAUUACUGCAUGCCAAUGGAAGUGUAAUGAAGAGUCAAAACGCAAUUAAAGAAACUUCAUUCCACCUCAAAAAUUUGAGGCAAAACAGGACAUACAUAGUCAUGUUACAAGCAAGAAACGUCGUUGGUUAUGGAGAGUCAGAAAAUAUAACCGUUACAACGCUUGUAGCAGACAUACCUGUUCCACCGGUCGUAGAAGCUGUCAGGCCAGGAGUGCUCUCAUUAAACAUUUCUUGGUAUUCCCCAAUUAAACACAACAGCAUUGAGGUAUUGGACUACAGAAUACAAGUCUUGGAUGGUAUCACCCAAAAGCCAUUGAAGCAAUAUGCAAGUAUCCCAACAACGUCAUUGGUUAUUAAGAAUCUGCAGAAAAACAGCUCAUACAUGGUUGAGAUACAAGGAAGGAACGAAGUUGGUUACGGAGAGAGAGCCAAGAUCAUCGGAGCCACCCUUCCUCAAGGACCUCCUGAUUCCCCUUCAAUAUCGAACCCUACCAUCGAUGGAAAUAACUGCUCAUUGAAGUGGACGGAGCCAUACAGUGGUAAAAGCCCGAUCACGAUGUAUACUUUAUAUGUCUGGAAAAUCAACUUUUCUUCAGAUGGUUCACUUUCCUUGAAAAUAUUCAAAACCUUUAACACCACAGAUACAUUUUCUCUAAAGCUCAAUCUUGAAUGGAAUCAAAGUUAUACAGUUGCAGUGUCAGCAUGGAACAAAUUCGGUGAGGGUUCCUCUUCGUCGGAGGAACGUUGUGAUAUUGGAAGAAAUCCGCAAGCUAUUAUGCUGUCGACAAACACGCGAACUUCUUCAACACUGGAUGAAGAUAAGACUAAUGUCGCCCGUUUUUCGACCGAAGCCACGACAGUGAGUCCAAAGCGGUCAGACGAAGGUGAUCUUUCUCGUUCCAAAAAAACAGACCAUUUUGCCACCUUGAUGAUUUUUGCGAUUUCCUCCGCAAUUGCAAUUGCCGCCCUUUCAGUAAUCAUUGUUGGGCUCUGCAGGAAAAUAAAAAAAAUAGUAUAUGAAAAAGAUCAAGGAGUCAACCAGAGGCGUACAGAAGAUGAAUUGACGGAUGUGCCCAGGCUGAUGCAUAUACAGGAGGCAGUUGAGGAUACAAGAGCUGAACAAGAGGAGCAAGUUGACACCCACCCCCCUGCUUUGUUACCGCGGGCCCCCCGUUCGAUCCAGUGGGAGUUCCCAAAAGUAAGACUUCAAAUUCGUGAAGUAUUUGGCCAAGGAGCAUUUGGACAAGUUGCUAAGGGACUGGCUUUUCGGAUUGCUGGGAAAGCUAAUUGGACAGUAGUGGCAGUGAAGAUGCUAAAAGAGGAUGCUUUGGAGUCUGACAGACAAGACCUUCUGUCAGAGCUAUCGAUCAUGAAGAAACUCCCAUACCAUAGACAUGUUGUGAGGCUUCUGGGCUGCGUCACCACAUCUGCUAAUCCUUUGGUGAUUGUGGAGUUCGCCUCUCAUGGCGAUUUGCUGGGCUAUCUUCUCAAGAGUCGAGGUCUACCUGACACGUAUUACAACACCUGUAGAAAACUGACUAGGGUCACCGCCAAGAAACUGAUGAUGUUUGCGUGGCAAAUUGCUAGCGGAAUGAACUUCCUCAGCGGAAAUAAGGUUGUUCAUCGUGAUUUAGCUGCCCGCAAUGUUCUGGUUGCAAAUGGUAAUGUUUGCAAAAUCACGGAUUUUGGAAUGGCCAGAGAUGUGCAAGGGAGUGACAUUUACACGAUGAGAGCAGGGGGGCGGAUACCUGCGAAGUGGACAGCUUAUGAGGCUCUUUCGUAUGGCAUCUACACCACUCAGAGCGACGUGUGGAGUUAUGGAAUCGUCUUGUAUGAAAUUUUCACUUUAGGUGGCGAGCCCUAUCCGGGAAUUCAGGCACGCGACAUCUCAAGGUUACUAGAGAAAGGAUUUAGAAUGCGGCGCCCAAAACAUCUGGAUAAGGAACUAAAUUCAGUCAUGUUUUCUUGUUGGAACGAAGAUCCUAAAAAGCGACCAACAUUUGGGAAUUUGCAAGAGGCCUUAGAGAAAAUUGAAAAAGAACAAACGGGUUAUAUGAACCUUCAGUCCUUUGCUGACUUCUCAUAUGUCAAUAUUUGCGAUGCAAGAAAGGUCAAAGAAGAGUCCAUUCUUUAGAGGCCGUUAAAUGAAAUACAUCUGGAUGCAAUGGCCUGUUUGCAGAUUUUUAUUGUUAUUCCAGGAAGACUCCAUCUUUUAGAGACCUUAAAAUGAAAUAUCUAUUGAUUCAGUGACCUAUAAAAAAUGACGGCCACUCUCUUGAUUAUGACGUCCUAUGUUCUUUGCCAGUUAUAGACUCGUUAAUAUUUUCAUCUUACAAAGAUCACUUUCUUUCUGUAAAGUUUUAUUCACCAGCCAAGAAAUCAAGAGCUGAGACUCUACGUUUUGCUUAA
Stylophora pistillata is the source of this 3149-nucleotide messenger RNA. RefSeq lists its product as uncharacterized. Gene Ontology annotation, molecular function: protein binding; transmembrane receptor protein tyrosine kinase activity; ATP binding. Gene Ontology annotation, cellular component: plasma membrane; signaling receptor complex. Gene Ontology annotation, biological process: multicellular organism development; cell surface receptor protein tyrosine kinase signaling pathway; protein phosphorylation. NCBI's taxonomy places the organism in Eukaryota, Metazoa, Cnidaria, Anthozoa, Scleractinia, Pocilloporidae. The record is from RefSeq and is a predicted model, not a curated record.